Bombyx mandarina (wild silkworm) is the source of this 1849-nucleotide messenger RNA. Its product is annotated as lysosomal acid glucosylceramidase-like. Lineage: Eukaryota; Metazoa; Arthropoda; Insecta; Lepidoptera; Bombycidae. The record is from RefSeq and is a predicted model, not a curated record.
AUGCAGGACUUGAACAACUUCGUCGUCGGCUGGAUUGACUGGAAUCUGUGUCUCGACCCUGAAGGUGGUCCAAACGGGGCCGAUAAUUUCGUUGACUCCCCCAUCUUAGUGUACGGUGACAAAGAUCAAUUUACCAAACAGCCAAUGUUCUAUGCCAUGGGACACUUCUCCAAGUUCAUAUACAGAGGCUCAAGACGGAUUCAGGUAUCGCCUGAUAUUUCUUGUCGAAGUCGGGAUGUCGGAAUCCCGGGUCGUUCGAUCGUUUGCGUUUGCGAUGCUAACUAUUGCGAUACAAUAACUAGAGAUAAACCAAAUCCGGAAACAUACGUGGCAUACACUAGUACCAAUGACGGACUUCGUUUCUCUAAAAGUCAGGGUCAAGUUACGCACGAUGAACAAUUUGAUGCUUCGAUCACUGAAAAACACGAGAGUUUGCCUAAAGGAUUCGAUUUCUUCACGAGUGGUGUUGUUUUAAGAGUGGACAGCACUAUAAAGUUUCAAACGAUAGAAGGAUUCGGUGGAGCGGUAACCGAUGCUGCGUCUUUGAACUGGAGGAAGCUUCCACCGGCCGCACAGGAAAAACUAAUCGAAACCUACUUCGGUCCAAAUGGCUUGGAAUAUAAUAUGAUGCGAGUACCAAUCGGCGGAUCUGACUUUUCAACCCACCCGUACACUUACAAUGAACAACCUUGGAACGAUACUGAACUCUCGAAUUUCUCCCUAACGAAUGAGGAUAUUUCUUUCAAGAUACCAAUGAUUCAGAAUUGUAUAAAGGCAGCGACUAGUGAGAUACAUAUAACCGCUACAACGUGGUCGCCUCCGGUUUGGAUGAAAACAAACGAAAAAAUAUCUGGCUAUGGACAGCUCAAAACCGAAUAUUACCAGAUUUACGCAGAUUAUCAUUUGCGAUUCUUGGAAGAAUAUAAGAAACACGACAUCGAUAUAUGGGCCAUCACUACAACUAAUGAACCAGUCAAUGGUAUCAUACCGGUGGUUACGUUCAAUUCUAUGGGAUGGAUUCCUUCGCAAUUAGGUCGUUGGAUAGAAAACAACCUCGGCCCUACAAUAAGGAAGUCGGUUUUCAAUAGAACAUUAAUUCUUGGUGUUGACGACCAGAGGCUGAUGCUGACUGCUUACAUGCUAGGAAUGGAGAAAGCCGCACCAAACUCUAUCAAUUAUUUAGAUGGUAUAGCAGUACAUUAUUAUGAAGAUUUUGUGACACCUGGAAUUCUUACAAAUCUACACAAACGUUAUCCAACGAAAAUUAUAGUUGCCACAGAAGCAUGCGAAGGUGCGUAUCCUUGGGAAACCUCUAAAGUUAAGAUCGGAUCUUGGGACAGAGCACAGAACUAUGUCAAAGACAUUAUAGAGGACUUAAACAACUACGUAGUGGGUUGGAUCGAUUGGAACCUCUGUUUGGAUCCCAACGGCGGCCCAAACUGGGCUAGCAACUUCGUAGACUCCCCAAUAAUUGUAUAUGAAGAUAAAGGAGAAUUCGUGAAGCAACCAAUGUAUUAUGCAUUGGGGCAUUUUUCCAAAUUUAUUCCAAGAGGCUCAACGCGCCUCCAAGUAACAACGCUUAGUACAGAAGGCAUAGAGAACGUUGCAGUUAUAACGCCGAAGGGGAAUGUUGUGGUUGUUAUGCAAAACAGGAAGCAACAUACAGUACCUGUGAAGAUAUAUGUGAGCAGUAGAAAAGCUAUAAACAUUAAUAUGGAACCUGAAUCAAUAAAAACUGUAGAAAUUAAUUCUGUCUCAUGAAACAUGCACAGAAAUUAAAUCACUUUUUUUGUGAUGAACUUUAGAGCUUCAGAAUUAUUUUAUAACAAUUACAUAUUUACCUAGUUUA